Tuber melanosporum (Perigord truffle) is the source of this 1471-nucleotide messenger RNA. RefSeq lists its product as uncharacterized. The record is from RefSeq and is a predicted model, not a curated record. The transcript has 3 exons. NCBI's taxonomy places the organism in Eukaryota, Fungi, Ascomycota, Pezizomycetes, Pezizales, Tuberaceae. Bases 728 to 1471 code for a protein of 247 amino acids.
CCUAAACAAUGGCCACAGGUAGUGCGCCCGAGUUUUGGCCACCCCCGAGCACGAGUGUCAAGGGGAGAUGUUUUCGUACAAGACAGGUGUUAUAUUUUGAUGGCUAACCAUCCCUGACUCGUACAAUGCAAAAGUAUUUCCCCGGGCACUUGUGCAGUAUCGGUAGAUUCUCGAGUUUCUUUGCUAUGCUGCGCCAAUCCAAUAGUAUCACUACCGCACGACAAGGCCUUAUUCCUCCCCAAAAGGUGCUUCAGCUAGGUGUCUGGCAGUUAUUCAGAUCUUCAGCUUGGUUUGGCGCAUUGCUCUUUAACCCGCACAAACACCCUCUCCAAUCCCGGAGAUUAGGGGAGGAUCCCGCUUCUUCUUGUCGUACUCUAUUGGCUCUGAACGCUCGGUUGCCAUUCCGGCAGGUAUUUUGUUUGGGGGGGAGGGGUGUAGGAUGGAUGUUAGAAAUAUCAAGAGAGGAGGUGGGAUGUGGAGUGGUGCAUACGCGCGCGGGGCAUUUCGCCGACUCGGUUCCCUGCGCAUGGUGUCCUGACGUGGGGGCUUUCAGCUGGCAAUUCCAUUGCUCGGAGAGCAGUUAUUGCACUGAAAACGAUGUCUAUAUAAAUCCUCCUCCCCCCGUCACAUCAGAUCCCUCCCCAGCAGCAAUCUCAAGCUCAACCCCAAUAUCCGAUCAUAUCGCAACGAGUACGCAUACCCAUAUCUCUAGCCAACGAAGACAAAAAUGUCAGGAAUCUUCUAUGUCUACAUAAAAUAUGCCCGCGAAACCGACACCAAACGUGCCGACUGGGGCCGUCACCUCCUGACCUUCGAGUCCCGCUGGGCAGCCGACGAGCUCUUCCGCGGCCUUCAAACCCUCAAGAACGCCGCCGGCGCCAACCGCUAUAGCAAGCUACAGCGCGUCAACCCGCAACUAUGGUACUACGACACGAUCGACGGGGACCCGUGGUGGACCAUCAUCUACGUUCAGCGCGAAAACGCCCUCCCGGAAUUCAACUACAAGCUCAUGUCCGUCAUCCUCGGUGACGCCGACUCGGGCCGCAACUGGCCUGUCUUUUCCAACCCCACUAUUGGCCCCGACUGGAUCUCCAGCAAGAACUUUUAUAUCCGCAACCGUCGCCAGCCUGACCUGUACUGGUAUCGUGAUAGCGGCAGGAUCGUUGUUUCCACCACCCGCAGGACCAAGUUCCGCAUCAAGGAUGUGGACUACGACAAGGAGAGGGUGCUUAUCAGGAAUGAUAAAGUUACCAUUGAGCCUGUUGACGGCCUUGGCGACACUGCCGGGUAUUAUGUGGCCAAGGGUGCGGAGGGCCAGAAGUUGAGUGUUGGAUUGGUUAAGGAGACUUGGCGGUUUUCGGAACUAUUCGAUGGUAUUGGGGUCACGUGGUCUACUGAGGAGGGGUUUGUCACUGGGACCCAGUUCGCUACGAAUGCACCUGAUGCUGGGGAUGAGUGGGAGCUUUGCUAG